Molecule: messenger RNA, 1507 nt
Organism: Musca domestica (house fly)
Lineage: Eukaryota; Metazoa; Arthropoda; Insecta; Diptera; Muscidae
Product: vitellogenin-3
Exons: 2
Coding region: 90-1319 (409 amino acids)
Molecular function (GO): lipase activity
Source: RefSeq, a predicted model, not a curated record
CAGUGGAGGGUACAUUUCACAAGUUAGAACAUUCGGCUUAAGAAGUGCCCGUACGACUUUGGGAAUUUUUGAAACUGACCGACAGAAGGAUGAAUCCAUUGGGAGUUUUGUGCUUUGUAGCCAUUGUGACUGCCGGCUCCUUGGCCUCACAAUCGCAGGACUACAUUCCAAAGCCAGCGCAUUGGCUGAAACCCACCGAAUUGGAGGCCACACCAUCUUUGAAUGAGCUCACCUUUGAGCAGCUGGAGAAUAUGCCAUUGGAAAAGGGAGCCAAAUUGAUGCGUAAACUCUACCACCUGUCCCAAAUCGACUACUCUGUGUCGCCCAACUUUGUGCCCAGCCCCAGCAAUGUCCCCGUCUACAUUUUCAACAGCAAGGGUGAAAAGGAAACCUGCAACUUGAACAACUACGUCGACAUUGCCAAGGAAAAGCCGAAAUUUGGCGAACAAGAAGUCACCGUUUUCAUCACCGGUCUGCCUCAGUCCUUGGAGGAUGUUAAGAAGGCCAACACCAAAUUGAUCCAGUCCUACAUUCAACGUUACAGCAAAAAACCCGAAGCACCCCAGGGUGAGGAUCAAUCGAAAUGGGAAAAUGAAAAACCUGUGGGCGGUCAUUUGGUUGUCAUCGAUUUGGGCCAUGCCAUCACCAAUGUUGAACGUUAUGCCACUUUGAAUGUCAAGGAGACCGGUAAAAUGAUUGGCAAGACCUUGGCUGAGUUGGAGAAGGAGAGCAAUGUCGAUUUGGAAGAUCUCCAUGUCAUUGGUCAGGGUAUUGGUGCCAAUGUUGCCGGUGCUGCUGGUAAGGCUUUCAAGGACAUUACCACCCACAAAUUGGAUCGCAUCACUGCCUUGGACCCUGCCAGCCAAAUGGCCAAGGAUCCCAAAGUUUUGACCGGUUUGUCUCGAGGCAGUGCCAAAUUCGUUGAUGCCAUCCACACCUCCGCCUUGGGUAUGGGUACCACCCGUCGUGUCGGUGAUGUUGAUUUCUUCCCCAAUGGACCAUGCCAAGGUGUUCCCGGUAGCCGCAAUGCCAUCGAUGCCCAAGCUCGUGCCACACGUCUCUUUGCCGAAACAGUUCGUCCCGGAAACAGCCGCAACUUCCCUGCCGUUGAGGCCAGCUCUUUGAAACAGUAUCGCAACAAUGAUGGCUAUGGCAAACGCACCUACAUGGGCAUUGCCACCCAUCGUGACAUCUCUGGUGACUACAUGUUGGAGGUCAACGCCGAGAGCCCCUAUGGCAAGAGAACCCCCGCCCGCAAACAAAAAUCAUACCAUGGUGUUCAUCAAACUUCCUAUGCCAAAAGCAAUGAAAACUAUUAGAACGUUGGAUGUUUGGCAGAGGAAAUGACUCCGAAAAAAUUAAGCUGUGAAUAUUUGUCGAACAAGAAAACAAAAUUUUAAUUCAAAAUUUGUGUAAUUUUUUAGAGAAGAAAAAAAAAACAUCGAAGAUAAAUUAUUGAUUAUUUAAUAAAAAACAAAAUAAAACUCUGAGCAUUACAAAAAGGAAA